AUGCAAGGUCCAAAUCGAAGUUUAUCAUCCCUAGAAGAUAUAAAAGGAUACGUCACCUCGGUGUCUGUUCUUGCCAUUUUUGCACCAUUUGCUCUUAUCAUUGCCAAAAUAUUUGUCAAGUAUUAUGCAUGGUACAGUGCUAGACAAUCCUUCGCAUUUGGGCACAAUCUUCAUCUUAUUGUUGAAUACAUGGAGCAGCUACCAGAUAGAAGUCAGCAUGUCGAGGAAGUCAUUAAAAAUAUGUCGUCUCCUCUUAUAGUCACAGGAGAGGACACAUUGUUGGUAGAGAAGAACCCCCAUCGUUACACUUUUAGUAGAGGUGAUGAGACAGGGAUGAACAACAAUAGCUUAGUGACCAUUGACAAAGUCUGGGAGUCAGAUGACAUCUUUUACAAGUCAAUGGCACAACUCAAGGAUCUAUGUUUUUCAUUUGCAUUGUUCAAGCUGCUAAGGUGUUGUUUCGCAAAAGACACCGCCGCUGAAACUGUCUUCAUGAAGGCCUGCAACUUCUUAUGGCAUCUGCUGGCCGAGGAUGGGGAUGGUGGAAGGGUACUUGGGUUGAUUGCGUAUGAGCUUUCCUUUCUACAUGACUAUUAUUAUUCCUCCCUUCCAACCUCAUAUUCCAAGAGUUGGCUGCCAAUCUUGAGCAUAUCCCAUUCACUCCUGAGCAUUGGUUAUUGUUUAUUGGCUGCAAUUAUUCUGAAGAUAUGUUUACCCCGCUAUUGGAGUGAUAAGGGUGCACAGAUAUGUUGUCGUGUUCAGUGCAAGUUGAAUCCUAGUGGAGUUGGUUCUGAGAUGCCUUUUGGAAAUUUAUUGUUUGAUUUGUUGCCAUUGUUCUCACUAGCUACAUUAGUCGUGCUUUGUGAGGUGAGUGUUAGAAUAAAAUGCUAA
Messenger RNA from Triticum dicoccoides, 891 nucleotides. RefSeq lists its product as uncharacterized. The transcript has a single exon. Lineage: Eukaryota; Viridiplantae; Streptophyta; Magnoliopsida; Poales; Poaceae. The coding region runs from base 1 to 891 and encodes 296 amino acids. The record is from RefSeq and is a predicted model, not a curated record.